Messenger RNA from Bombus impatiens (common eastern bumble bee), 804 nucleotides. It is a transcript of the gene Rfk, whose product is annotated as riboflavin kinase. The record is from RefSeq and is a predicted model, not a curated record. Bases 189 to 632 code for a protein of 147 amino acids. Gene Ontology annotation, cellular component: mitochondrion. The transcript has 4 exons. Gene Ontology annotation, biological process: riboflavin biosynthetic process; FMN biosynthetic process. Gene Ontology annotation, molecular function: riboflavin kinase activity. Lineage: Eukaryota; Metazoa; Arthropoda; Insecta; Hymenoptera; Apidae.
UUAAAAGUAGUCUAUUCAUUUCAUCAACAUGAAUCUUUACAACUAAAUAGCGUGUAAAUGUGCCACGUCAUAUAACGAACGCUUUAUCUUCUUUCAAGAUAAUAUAUUAUGAAGCAUUAAAGUAACAUUCAUUCACGCUACUAGUUACGUUACUAGUCUGACAGUCUGACGCGAAAUCAAGAUUCGUUAUGUCUACCAAAAGCAUACCAUACUUUUUAUCAGGGUCGGUAGUUAGGGGGUUUGGCAGAGGUUCCAAAGCCUUGGGGAUACCUACAGCAAAUCUUGAAGACGAGGUAGUAAAUAAUUUGCCUGGUGAUCUUAGUACUGGAAUUUAUUAUGGAUGGGCUUCUAUAGACGGACAAACUUAUAAAAUGGUUGCUAGUAUUGGUUGGAAUCCGUUUUAUAAAAACGAAAAAAAGACGGUGGAGAUACAUUUAAUGCAUAAAUUUGAGAACGAUUUUUAUGGGAAACAAAUUAAAGCUGUUUUUACGGGAUAUGUACGACCAGAAAAAGAUUUUACUUCUGAAGAGGAAUUAAUUCGAGCGAUAAAAGAUGAUAUUACAAUUGCCAAAGAACAAUUACAGAAAUCAGAUAUGGCGGUUUAUAAAGAUAAUUCAUUCUUUAAGGAAUAAUCUGAUUGUAUAAGAGUACUAUAAUCAUAAUUUGUAUUACAAAUGAUAUGAUCAUGUUAUGGCAAUAUUUCCUCGCUAUAUGCGGAAAUAAUAUUAACUCAUACUUUGCUAUAGUUCAUAGUUUACUCUAAUUAGGGAUAAUGUCUAUAAUAUAAAUACCUUUAAUUAUUAA